Molecule: messenger RNA, 753 nt
Organism: Daldinia vernicosa
Lineage: Eukaryota; Fungi; Ascomycota; Sordariomycetes; Xylariales; Hypoxylaceae
Exons: 1
Coding region: 355-639 (94 amino acids)
Source: RefSeq, a predicted model, not a curated record
GCAGGUGAGAAAAGAUACCUAAUUAUAUGGAAUAAAUCGUCGAAUACGGGAGGAUUCCGUAGAGACAGGUAAAACCUGAUAUCAUGAAUAAUUACCUAACGUUAUUGUAUUAUAUAUGUCCAACUUAAGACUAGGAUGCGUCUAUGUAGCGUGCCUAAGGUAUAGAAGAGGUGUAUACCUCUUUGGGACCCCUCAUGUCAUGUCAUGUAUAACACCUAUUAUACCUAAAUGCAAAGAAGCAAGCAGCCCGAACUAACAGCGAAGAUGUCCGCCAUUUGGCGUGUUAUUGGAAAUAUGCUCACCUGAGCCAUCUUCAGAUCACUUAAAUCCUAACUGACGUGAAGCCAGCAUGCGAUGACAGUGUUGUAUAGAGAUCUUCUGUCAUGCUGUCUUGUAGCUGCCAAAGGCUCUACCGUCGAAGGUUUUCCAGGGGUAGUUAUGAGGAGGAGACGUCUACAAAUGCUUCGGAGCUAUUUUCUCUUCCAACGAAGUGUGAUAUAUGUGAUGGAUGUAUGCAAUAGAUUUUUCAUAGAUAGCCUGCGUACUUUUUUUCUAAACCGGUCAAGAACCUUUGUAGUUAUUACACAAUUUCUUGAGCGGCUUGUUUCUUUUUUGCGUGUACGCUCCUAUACAAGUUAGGUAAUACCGACGGCUUGGGGACGCCGUAGACGUAGACGUGCCACCAACAGAGCUGAAGAUAAUAUACACGCCAUUUCUCCUAUAUCCGAGAGCCGCAGGAUUCUAGCUCCGAAG